UGGGCUAUUGCUGAUUCACGGUCAUAAGAUUUUUAUUGUAAUUUUGGAGCAUUUAUAACACAGUCUUCAUUAGCCAGAGAACUUACAUCCAUCUGUGACUUGCUCAGAAAGUAUGCUUUUGUGAGUAUUAAACACUGACUUCAAUAACAGCUCAGGAUCAUCUUCAUCAAUUCUAUCAAAGUUCCAUCAAAAUCUUCAAUCUUAUUUCCAAGCAACAAACGCUGGAGAAAAAGAAAACAUGAGCAAGACUUUGUGGUACUCGUUUGCCAUCCUUCUCUGCUCUGCCUUGGCUGAAGCUCUUACCUGCAUCAAGUGCAAAAAUUUUAAACUGGCUGUUUCAAGAUGUAUCAAUAAGGAACCAUCAAGAACGUGUAUCGCCAAACAGAAUCAACCAUGUCAAAUUAUCAAAUAUUAUGAAGGUGAAGAAAUGAAAAGCGUGUUUUUUCAAGGGUGCCGUAGACGGGACAUGCCAUGUAAUACGACUGGUUCAAUAACAGAAGGGACAAUGUUUGAAAGCAUCUGUUGUGACCAUGAAGACCUCUGCAACACACCAUAAAAAAAGCAGUCCCUGGUGUUCCGACAUCACCGUCAGUUCAGCACAUAUUUUUCUUCACUACUUUCAAUUGUUUUUUCUUUUUCUUUCCCCAAGCUUCUAAAGGUACUUUUGUAGAAAAAGGAUCUGAUUAGUCCAUUGUUUUAAAGAUGUGAGGGCUUGUUUUGGGAUAUGGUUGUAGUCUUGUAGACAUUUUUCUGGUUCCGGUAAAGAAGCAUGAAUUGCAAGAGGUACAAUCCUUCAGUCUGUGCUAGUUCAUUCUUCUAAACACUGGCUCUCCUCUUUUAUCAGGAAAAUGGGUAUGUGUAUGUAUGUGUGUGUGUGUGUGUGUGUGUAUACACACACCCAGAUUAUCUCUCUCAUUCUGCCUCUCUCUCUCUCUAUCCACACACACAUACACACAUAUUAAAUUAAAUAAAAUUGUGGAACUAAUGUCAAAAUAUGUCCCAUUUCCAGCAACCAACUAUUCAAGGUAGAUUUCCCUAUGAAUAUUAAGUCCUGACACAUGCAAAUCAGAAAUGUCUGUUUAUCCGCCUGUCUGUCAUUUAAUGACUCCAAUAAACACUUGACUAAGAGGGCCAA
Molecule: messenger RNA, 1135 nt
Organism: Crotalus tigris (Tiger rattlesnake)
Lineage: Eukaryota; Metazoa; Chordata; Lepidosauria; Squamata; Viperidae
Product: secreted seminal-vesicle Ly-6 protein 1-like
Exons: 3
Coding region: 239-556 (105 amino acids)
Source: RefSeq, a predicted model, not a curated record